AGAAGAACCUGUCAAAAUGAGUGGACGCGGAAAGACUGGAGGCAAAGCCAGAGCUAAGGCCAAGACUCGCUCAUCCCGUGCCGGGCUUCAGUUCCCCGUGGGUCGUGUCCACAGACUGCUGCGCAAAGGCAACUAUGCGGAGCGUGUGGGAGCUGGCGCCCCCGUUUACCUGGCAGCUGUGCUCGAGUACCUGACCGCUGAGAUCUUGGAGCUGGCUGGCAACGCGGCCCGCGACAACAAGAAGACUCGUAUCAUCCCACGUCACCUGCAGCUGGCUGUGCGCAACGACGAGGAGCUCAACAAACUCCUGGGGGGAGUCACCAUCGCUCAAGGUGGUGUGCUGCCCAACAUCCAGGCUGUGCUGCUGCCCAAGAAGACCGAGAAGCCCGCCAAGGCCAAGUAAAUGCAAAGCGUUCAGCUUCACCAAAAAACGGCUCUUUUAAGAGCCACACACACCUAUCUGAGCAAACCUCCUUCUUGCUGUUACUGUCUGUAACUGGGAUAUGUAGAUUAUGCAUCUUGAUUUAUUUUGAAAUGUACGUUCAUUCAUAUCACCUUACAUGGUCAGGGACU
Maylandia zebra (zebra mbuna) is the source of this 573-nucleotide messenger RNA. The record is from RefSeq and is a predicted model, not a curated record. Lineage: Eukaryota; Metazoa; Chordata; Actinopteri; Cichliformes; Cichlidae.